Molecule: messenger RNA, 2880 nt
Organism: Laetiporus sulphureus 93-53
Lineage: Eukaryota; Fungi; Basidiomycota; Agaricomycetes; Polyporales; Laetiporaceae
Exons: 7
Coding region: 1-2880 (959 amino acids)
Biological process (GO): negative regulation of transcription by RNA polymerase II
Cellular component (GO): nucleus
Molecular function (GO): DNA-binding transcription factor activity, RNA polymerase II-specific; zinc ion binding; RNA polymerase II transcription regulatory region sequence-specific DNA binding
Source: RefSeq, a predicted model, not a curated record
AUGUUCGAGCAUGUAGUGUCUGCACAGGCAGAGUUGGACGGGAAGAAGCCUGCUGCUCCUCGGCAAGUACCCAAAAGGAGCCGUCGUGGUGGAAAAUUCAACAGCUCCCUGACGGAGUCGGCGACGGCGGCGUUCGAGAAGCAGGAAGCGAAGCCGUCGCAGAAGCACCGCAACGCUGCUCCAAAGGCGGACGAUCUCACGUCGCGACUCAUCCGUGACCUCAGCACAGCUCCUUAUCCUGACUGUCUUAUCUGCUUCGCUGCUAUUCAUCCUGCUCAACCGACAUGGUCCUGCUCGCCUUCAAUUCCGAUCUCUGCCGCGACAGACGACGAGGGCGAUGGCUCACGACCGAGAGCUAACACGGCACAGUGCUGCUGGACGACUUUUCACCUGAAGUGCAUUCGGGCGUGGGCAUCGAAGAGCGUGAAAGAUAUUACGGCGGCAUGGCGUGCGCGUGGCGUGGAGAAGAAGGGAGAGUGGAGGUGUCCAGGAUGUCAAGCGAAGAGGGAAAUUGUGCCAAGCGGGUAUUGGUGUUUUUGUGGAUCUACCCUCGAGCCCAAGCUUUCUCGUCUUGCGACCCCACACUCGUGUGGGAACCUAUGCUCUCGUCCCCGUGCUUGUGGGCAUCCCUGUCCUCUUGCAUGCCACCCGGGUCCAUGUCCGCCCUGCCAGGUGACGUUACAGCUUCCAUGCCACUGCGGAAAGCAGAUGCUCUCAUUCCGGUGCUCACAUCUCGCGCCGGAAAAGACAAGCGACAAGACAGCCGCGGAACUGUCCUGCGGGCAAAAGUGUGGGCAUAAAUUAAGCUGUGGGAAUCAUGACUGCGAGGAGAUAUGCCAUCCCGGACCUUGUCCGCCGUGCAAGGUUCGGCAUAAGGCGCGAUGUUACUGCGGGAAGGAGGAACGGGAGCUGGGGUGUGGUGAGGGCGAGGAGAAAGAGUGCGCUGUAAUGGAAGAAGGUCAGGAGAAGAGGUGGACUGGGCAGUUCGAAUGCGGAGAAAUAUGCGGGCGACCGUUCGACUGUGGCAUCCACACUUGUUCCAAGCCCUGUCAUCCGCCGUCGCUCACGCCUGAGCCUUGCCCCCGCUCCCCGUCGCUCGUCACACAUUGUCCGUGCGGCAAGCACGUGCUCAAGCCGUCUUCUUCACCAUUCUUCCCUCCUGGUACAUUGCUUAUGCGGACAUCAUGCACGGAUCCUAUUCCGACGUGCGAGUCGAACUGCAUGAAGCCGCUCGAGGGAUGCAGUCACGCAUGCUCAGCUCGCUGCCACACCGGCCCAUGUCCGCCGUGCCGCAUCAUGGUUGUGCGUCCCUGCCGGUGCGGUGCGACGACGCGGGACGUGCCGUGCUUCGAGGACCAGGCGCGUGGACGCGAUGACCCUGGCGUGGAAGAAAUCUUUUGUGAUCGGCCUUGCACCGCGCUGCGGGCCUGCGGGAAACAUCGGUGCAAUCGCUUGUGCUGUCCGCUGGCGAGCCUUGCGAGCGCAGCGAAGGGUAAGGGGAAAAAGAAGGCGGAAAUGGAGAGCGCGAUAGUGGACGAGGCAGGGUGGCACGAGUGCGACCUGGUUUGUGGGAAGUUGCUAUCUUGCGGAAACCAUCAUUGUGAGCAGCGCGACCACAGAGGCGCAUGCCCGCUGUGCCUGAGGAGUUCUUUUGAUGAGAUGAUUUGCAAUUGUGGGCGCACGAUUCUUGAACCACCAAUUCCGUGUGGAACCCGCAUAAGCUGUCAUUAUCCGUGUGCGCGUCCCCCGCCGCCCUGUGGUCAUCCGAAGGCCCAGCAUCUAUGUCACGAAGAUCCGAUUCCAUGCCCGCCGUGUGUUUUCUUGACAAGCAAGCGAUGUGCAUGUGGAAAAAAGAUGGUCGACAACGUAAAGUGCUCGCAGGAGAAGGUUUCAUGUGGAACGCCGUGCGGAAAGUUGCUCGCGUGCGGGUUCCAUCGUUGCGAGCGCUUGUGUCACAGCGACGCUUGUGGUCCCUGUACAGCGGUCUGUGGCAAGCCACGUAAACUUUGCCUUCCCGCUCAUCACCCUUGUCCCUUACCGUGUCACGCACCUGCGGCCUGUUCCGAGGCAGAGCCCUGCCGCUCUAUCGUGACUCUCACCUGUCCUUGCGGGCGCAUCCGCCAACAAGUCCCUUGCGGACGCUGCACUACCAACCCUACGGGUCGCGAACACUCGCAACAGCUCAAGUGCUCGAACGAAUGUCUGGUCGCCAAGCGUAAUGCUCGUCUCGCGGAAGCUCUAGGCAUAAAUCCAGACCGUGGUACGAUGCAUCCAGUCACGUACAGUGACGAGUUGUUAGCGUUUGCGAAGGCCAAUGCGAAAUUUUGUACCAUGGUUGAGAAGAGCCUAGCCGACUUCCUCUCGUCCGACAAGAAGAGUCAGAUCUUAGCACCGAUGCCGGAAGUAAGGCGGAAGUUCGUUCAUGAUCUCGCUGCUGUAUACCGCAUCGACACGCAGAUGGUGGAUCAAGAGCCAAACCGCAGCGUUCAGCUUUUUAGGCGGAUUGAUUCGCGGCUACCCGCUCCCCUCCUCUCGGCCGCCGCCACGGUACCACAAUCGUCAUCCAGCUCACCUGCUUUCAAUCUCGGCAAAUUAGCAGAUCUACGCAGCCCCACCGUGCAUCAGUUGCCUCGAGCCGCUGCGCCUCCGGCGCGUUCCAUAAUUCCUCCGCCCACGUCGGGGCUUGGAGGCUGGAGCGCUGCUGUUGCGCGUCCGCCGAAUUCGGCUUCUUCCAGCGUGUGGGCUUCCAGGCCUGUGGGGUCACCGCCUGCAACUCGUCCGUCGUCGGCAGUUUCACUCCCUCAUCCCCCACAUCAAGCGGUUACUAUCGCCGCCCAUGCGGAUGAACAUGUCCCAGAUAGUUGGGAGGAUGAUGCAUGA